This is a messenger RNA of Echinococcus granulosus, 3273 nucleotides long. Its product is annotated as Mitogen-activated protein kinase kinase kinase. Lineage: Eukaryota; Metazoa; Platyhelminthes; Cestoda; Cyclophyllidea; Taeniidae. Gene Ontology annotation, biological process: protein phosphorylation. Gene Ontology annotation, molecular function: ATP binding; JUN kinase kinase kinase activity. The record is from RefSeq and is a predicted model, not a curated record. Bases 1 to 3273 code for a protein of 1090 amino acids. The transcript has 15 exons.
AUGUCCCAGUACAGUCUUAUGGCUUGCAACACCGCUUGUCGGUCGGAUGUGCCAGAUGCCUUGAAGUACUCGGGGAGACAGGUCCCACGUGCUAAACCUCUUUCAUCUGAAUCAUCACUAUCAUCUUCAGGUGUUUCGUUUGAAGAUACAGUUUCAGAUAUCUCCCAUUUUACAAAUAAUUUAAAGAGAUUUACAGGGGAGGCAUGCAGCGAGUUGUCGUAUACCCAUUCGUCUUCAAGCGGUUUCAUCACCACACGAGACGAUGGCAUCACGUCGUCGCUCCACUCGACAUCAACAGACCCACAAAUGUUCGUCUGGAAACAUGAGCCCAUUGCAUCCGUGUUCAGAGAGGCCUCAAAAACCGAGCUUCCUCGACCAAUGUAUUCACAAGUCGCUCUUCGAAAAUCUUUUUUACCAUACACAGAGUCUUCACAGUAUGAUGAUGAUGACGAAGAAGAAAAUGCUAUGUCUAAGAGUCAUACCCAUUUUUCAACGGUGCACUUUAAACCAAUUGUGUCGUGCCAAUCGAAAGUUGUCGCAUCUAUCUCCGAUCGUCCGUUUGCCGGUAGCGGUGUCAUCCCGAGGCUAGAGAGCCCACCUCCGCUGGAACCGAGGUUGGACGAACAGUUGACGCUGUCUGUAUCCAAUUUCCUCCUCAACCUGGAAACAUCAUCACCACAGCAGGUCAGCUCUAAGGGUUUCACAGAUACGUCUGUGGAGAAACAAAAUCAUCACGAGUACACGGGAUGCUUUCGGGCUUUUCUUCGAUUCUUUAUGAAAGACAAGGAUUCAGUGUCUUGUCAAGCCGCGGAGGAGCCCCAGUGGGAAUGGCCACCAUCGGAGAUUCUCGAUCUUCAGUAUGUUGGCUCAGGUGCACAGGGAUCGGUCUACAAGGCAAAUCUGAGGGGUCGCGUCAUUGCUGUGAAGAAAGUAAGCAAACAGUCGGAGACGGAAAUUCGACAUCUGCGGGGCCUCUGCCAUCCUAACGUCGUUCAGUUCCUCGGAGUUUCCAUUGAUGGACCUUGGUAUUCUAUACUCAUGGAGUACUGCCCGAAUGGCACCUUCUUCGAGCUCCUCCACAACAACCCUCCAGUGAGCACUGACAACAUAAUUGAUUGGACCCAGCAAAUUGCCCAAGGAAUGAAUUACCUCCAUAGCCACAAAGUUGUUCAUCGGGAUCUAAAGUCUCCGAACAUCUUGAUAAGUGAAGGCGGAAAGCUGAAGAUAUCUGAUUUCGGGGUUUCCAAAGAAUUUACUGAAAACUCGACCAAAAUGUCCUUCGCCGGUACUGUCGCCUGGAUGGCACCCGAAAUUAUGCGUGGCGAGCCUUGCUCUUUCAAGGUUGAUGUCUGGUCGUUUGGUGUAAUUGUAUGGGAGAUAUUAACCUCUGAGGUGCCCUUCAAUGGCGUUGAUUGUGGAGCCAUCAUAUACGGGAUUGCAAGCAACCUGUUCAGUCUCCCCAUCCCCACUGCCUGUCCCACUGAGUUUCGCGUGCUCAUGAAGCGAUGCUGGUCUCCCAAACCGAGAAAUCGGCCUAGUUUUCCUCAAAUUCUUUCUCAGCUCGAAUUGGCCUGCAAUGAAUUGCUCCAAUGGAAAGAUGAAAAUUUCACCAAUCUGCGUGAAUUAUGGCAAGAAGAAAUUCACCUACAACUGAUGGACCUUCUAAAGGAGGGUUCACGAGCACCGAAGCUGGAAAUUUCGCUGAUGCGCCAACGAAGGCAGGAGCUGAAGGACGCACAGAGCAUUCGCCAGAACUACGAAGAAAAAUUGCACCGAGUAAAUCAGUUGUGCAGCCACCUAAAGGCCCUUACGGAGGAACUUGAAAGAGAACAACAGAGAGUGACCCAGGAGCGGAAUCGUUACAGGCGCCUGAUAUAUGAGCGGAGUCGCAGCAACACACCGUUCAUCGUGGAGAACUUUGCCAAAAAACCUCCUCCCGUGAGGAGUAGUCGACGCUCCCAAUUGAAGGAGUGCCAAAAGAAGGGCGCAGAGAAGAAAUUCACCUGCAAAAAUUGUGGCACCGUAAAUGUCUCCAGCCUUUCUGCCGAUCACUCUCCGUCUCGGCCAAAAGUUGACGAGCAGCCCUCACGAUGGGGAAGCAAACAGCCCGUGACUGGGCACAAUCCUCGAUGGCUCCGUGUUUGGUAUGCUGCAACGCGCUCAAAACUUUUAGAGAACGCCUCUCUGAUGAAAGUCAAAUUGAGACGAUUCGCUAGUGUUGGUGACAUACACGCCGAUGCUCAAGAGAAGAGGAAUGGUGCUUGCUGCAAAUCGAUCAAUGUUACUUCUGGGAAUAAGGCGAUGGAUCAUAAUAACAUGCUAUUCCAAGCACGACCACUUGAUUCAGAGGUAGAGGAACAAGUCGGUGUUGAAAACUCACCAAAUAGCGAUCAGAACGAUGCUGUUAUUCAGAACAAUCCUGAGACCAUCGUGUCCGUCUCCCGUUUUUCUGCUUCUCGAGACAACUUAUGUCAACGUGUGCAAGAGCGGCCAAAACAGUUAGUGUUAAGACGAAGUUCGUGGUGCUCCAGUAAUCCUACACCGGAUGUAUCUCAAUCGCUCACCACUGUAAACGCCCAUUAUUCUUCUACGCUCCAGAAUUUACGAGGGCCAACGCUGAGUGUAUCGCUUCGCUCCUCACCGCGUCUUCGCCAGCAGCCCGGGAGACGUCACUGCCGCCCUCCGCCGCUGCUCCCGUCGUCUCGGUUACCCGUUCUUCUUCCUCCACCACCGUCUCCAGCGGCGGUUUCAGUAACACUCGCUCCACCUUCGUCUACCGCCAGUGCCACAUCACACUCCGUUGCCUUGGCCCUUUCUGUAGACACGACUACUGUUAACUCCUCCAUCUCCACUUCCCCCAGCAUCACCACCUCCCAGAUGCGACGUAGCAUCGAGAAUCUGGCGAUGGAGUUGACGGACCACAUCGCGGAUAGCCUGUCGGAGAAGGAGAGACGUGUGGACGUGAUCAAGCGCCAGCUCCUAAAGGCAGCCUGUGACCGACAGCGGUGCUUGCCUGUGCAUAGCGUCGCUUUAUUCGACGGCGGCGACGAUAACCGAUCACUGGGAAGGGCGGAAGUGGAUGGCGGUGCAACAGCGACGUCUAGCGGUUUUUGUGGUGGUGGUGGUAGUGGUGGAAGAGAGCUGUUUGGCCUCGAAAAACCCUGGCUCAGUGCUGCCGACCUCAGAUUUAAGGUUAAUGGAGCCUCCAUGGACGCUUCCAGUAUCUUAGAUACCGAAUCCAUACCAACAGAUUCUGAUACAGAUGUUCAUUGA